Messenger RNA from Diospyros lotus (date-plum), 1870 nucleotides. Its product is annotated as gallate 1-beta-glucosyltransferase 84A24-like. Gene Ontology annotation, molecular function: UDP-glycosyltransferase activity. The transcript has 3 exons. Lineage: Eukaryota; Viridiplantae; Streptophyta; Magnoliopsida; Ericales; Ebenaceae. Bases 110 to 1561 code for a protein of 483 amino acids. The record is from RefSeq and is a predicted model, not a curated record.
AUAGCAUUACUCCGCUGGCGAGCGAUACUUUUGUGUCUACACAAGUUGUUUCUUGCCCCCUCGUUUGCGUACGCUAUCUCCUUUUCCCUCUCACCUUUCCGGCGCGGGAAUGGGCUCCGACCAAGCACUCGUUCAUAUCUUCCUCGUCUCUUUCCCCGGCCAAGGCCACGUCAAUCCUCUUCUCUCCCUCGGCAAACUCCUCGCCUCCGGCGGCCUUCUCAUCACCUUCUGCACCACCGAAAGCUUCGGCCGGGAGAUGCGCAAGGCUACCAACAUCGUCGACGGCGUGCUCACCCCAGUCGGCGACGGUUUCAUCCGCUUCGAAUUCUUCGACGACGGCCUCGAUGACCUCAAGCGCCUCGACCUCGACCAGUACUUGCCUCAGCUCGAGCAUUUCGGCAAGGAGUUGAUUGUCCGAAUGCUCCGGAAAUACGCCGGCGAGAACCGUCCGGUUUCCUUUCUCAUCAACAACCCGUACAUUCCUUGGGUCUCCGAUUUGGCCGAGAGCCUCGGCCUCCCCAGCGCCAUGCUCUGGGUCCAAUCCUGCGCCUGUUUCUCCGCCUGUUACCAUUAUUUCCACGGCUUGGUUCCUUUCCCUAGCGAAACACAGAUGGAAAUCAACGUCCAGUUGCCAUCCAUGCCGCUUCUGAGUCAUGACGAGAUCCCCAGCUUCUUGCACCCUUCGACUCCGUGUCCGUUUCUCAGGCGAGCCAUCCUGGGCCAAUUCAAGAACCUGUCGAAGCCGUUUUGCGUUUUGAUGGACUCUUUCCAGGAGCUCGAGAACGACAACAUUGAAUACAUGUCGAGGUUUUGCCCCAUCAAGCCGGUUGGGCCGCUCUUCAAGCUCACUAAACAGACGAAUUCCAUGGUUACCGGCGAUUUCUUGAAGGCGGAUGACUGCGCCGCCUGGCUAGAUUCGAAGCCGCCAUCGUCGGUGAUUUAUAUAUCGUUUGGCAGCGUCGUGAGGUUGAAUCAACAGCAAGUGAACGAGAUUGCUCACGGGCUUCUGGCUUUGCUUUCUGGAGAUGAACUUGAAGUUUCGUUCUUGUGGGUAAUGAGGGCGCCGGCUAGCGAGGGUUUUGGCUCCGACAAGAUCGAUUUACCCGAUGGAUUCUGGGAGAAAGCCGGCGACAAGGGCAAAGUGGUACAAUGGUGCCCACAAGAGCAGGUGUUGGCCCAUCCGUCCACGGCAUGCUUUGUGUCACACUGCGGCUGGAACUCGACGAUGGAGGCGGUGGCAAGCGGUGUGCCGGUGGUGGCGUUCCCGCAAUGGGGGGAUCAAGUGACCGACGCCAAGUACUUGGUUGAUGUGUUUAAGGUUGGGAUUAGACUGUGCAGAGGCAAGGCGGAGAACCGCGUAAUUUCGAGGGAAGAGGUCGAGAACUGCCUGCGCGAUGUGACCGUUGGCCCCAAGGCGGUGGAGAUGAAGGCAAAUGCCCUCAAGUGGAAGAAGGCGGCAGAGGAAGCGGUGGCGGAAGGUGGCACCUCCAACCGGAAUUUCAAAGCCUUUCUAGAAGAGGUUAGGACGGGCUCGGCGUUGAAAGCUAGUCCAACCGUCUAAGGUCUACUAAUAAUGUUAGGAUUUGCAGCUAUGGCAAAGGAAUGAUUGAUGACAUGGCUGAUGGGUUCGGCGAGUUGUUCGGGUAUAUGCUCAUUCGUGAGGAUUCAGGACAUGUUCUUAGUCAUGGUUAGAAGAUUGCACUGUAUUGAUGAUCAUGAAUAAUCAUUACGGUUUAAUGUAUUUCUGAGAAAUCAUCAAAUUGUAUAAAUAAGUCUCCAUAUAUUUAAGUAUUUGAUGAUAUGAUGGUACAGAUUCUUAUGUUAUAAUUAAGUGAAUUCAAUUAUAUACCAUAUCGGGUUUCGAUUUUAA